AUGUUUCGUUCAAAAAAAUUGGUAAAACCUGAUAAUCUCCACUCGUUAGAGUACCUCAAAUAUAUCUAUACAGUAUUAAGCAAAAAUCAAAAUGUUGUGGACACCAAUCGCACAUUGUUAGUUGAAUCAUUCAGGAGUAUGGCCGAAAUUUUGAUCUGGGGAGAUCAAAAUAGUCCAGCAGUAUUUGAGUACUUCUUGGAAAAUAAUAUGUUCAAUUACUUUCUGCAUAUCUUGAAUCAGAAAUGUGGAAAUUAUGUCUGUGUUCAAUUGCUUCAAACACUGAAUAUUAUAUUUGAAAAUAUUAAAAAUAAGACUGCUUUAUAUUAUUUACUAAGCAAUAACCAUGUUAAUAGUAUAAUAAUAAAUAAGCUGGAUUUCUCUGAUGAAGAUGUUUUAGCUUAUUACAUAUCUUUUUUAAAAACAUUAUCUUUUAAACUGAAUUUAAACACCAUUCACUUUUUCUAUAAUGAGACUACCAAUGAUUUUCCUCUUUAUACAGAAGCAAUUAAGUUUUUUAACCAUCCUGAUUCUAUGGUACGUACAUAUGUUCGUACAUUGACACUUAAUGUUUACAGAGUUGAAGAUGAAAGCAUGUUACGAUUCAUCAGAGAUAAAACUUGUGCUCCAUAUUUUGGAAACUUGGUUUGGUUUAUGGGUAAACACGUUUUAGAAUUAGAUGCUAGUGCAAGAGCUAAGCCAAUUGAUGUCGACACUCAAAAAAAUAUACAAGAUCAGUAUAGAGUUAAACUUGCAGAUCUUGUCAGUUCUCAUCUAGACGAUUUACAUUAUUUGAAUGAUAUUUUAAGCUCGAAGGUUGAUAUGUUAAAUGAAGUGCUUGUUGAUCAUUUAAUGGAUAAACUGUUUGUACCUUAUUAUAUUCAUUCAUUAGCACCACCAGACAAAUAUAUUAUUGUCGAAACAGAAGAGUUUGUAGAUGCUGUGAAACAACAACCAUUGAUGAAUAGUGAUAUAUGUUUAUUUUUACUAACACAAGUGUUUUUAAUUAUUCAUCAGACUAAAUUAGUUACACCAUUAGCUAAAUAUUUAUUGGAAAGCAAUUUUUCUGCAAAAAACAAAAUUGCUGAAGAAACUAAAUUACAAAAUGAAGUAUCAGUGUUACCAGAAAAAGAAAAUGAAGAAAAAACAGAUAUUGAAUCAACUGAUGCUUUUAAUCUCAAAUCAUUAACAUGUAUGAACAUUACAGAUGAAGAAAAAGAAAUACUUUUAUCAAAAAAUGAAGCUGAUUGUGUACAUAGUCGGUGUUUAGAAUCUAUAUAUAGCCAAUUGAUAAUUGAAAAAUCUGACAGCUCUGCAUUGUUUGGUGUAUGCCUAUUGUAUGCUAUAUCAGAAAAUUCAAGUCUUUCCAAGGAGUAUUAUGAAGGAUUUUUAACUCCCAUUAAAAGUGAAAAUAGUGCUUCUCUUGUUCAUUGUGAUGAAAGAAAUGAACUUAUAGAUAAGCUAGUUGACAUAAUUACAGCUGCAUCUGAACCUGUUUGUUAUGUACGUUCAGUUACAUUACAAAUGGCCAUAACAUUACUGAAAAAAUUAACAAUUCAUGAGGAAAAGGUAUUUAUAUCAGACAGACAUAUUGCUGUUAUUCUUAACGCUAAAGAAAAGAUUUUACCACUUCUUAGACAAUUUUUUAAAAAAGAAGAAAUGUUUUUAGAACUGUUUGAAGAUGAAUAUAAUGAAAUGCAUAAGGAGAUACUAAAUGUUCAGCGACUUUUAAGUGAUUCCACAUUAUUACUUCCGCCUGCACAUUCUCCUAUGACAGGAAUACCACUUUCAAAACGUUUACCAUGUGGAGAUGUUGAAAGAACGAGACAUUUUAUCUGUGCUUUUCUUAAUAUACGCAAGUUAUUAAUGACAUUUGAAGAAAAAGAAGAAACACAAUUACCUUUAGUUGAUAGAACUAAGUGUUUCGUAUUUGAUACUCCAAUCAACUUGAAUGGCAAUGAUUUAAUUACUUGUAUGAUAAUUGCUGAAAAUGGUGCAAAAACAAGACGGUAUCUAUCAAUCAUUAGUAGCCAAUUAGUACUAGUUGAGCCACAUAGUCGUUUCCUCGGUUGGGGUGUAUGCAAAUUGUCUUGUUAUCUUCAUGAUGCUGAAGUUACUAAAAUUGACAACGAAACAAAAACUUUGCACAUUACUAUGCAUGAUACAAAGUAUAAAACUACAAACACAGUGAAAUUAAUUUUUGAUGAUCAUAUUCGAUGCAAUGCAGCAAGACAAAAGUUAUUGAAUGGUCGAAUUAAAGCAAGAAGAAAACAACUUAAUCAAAUUGCAAAUUUAUUAGAGAUGACUAGUUGUGAAACAAAUUAUGCUCCAUGUAAUAAUACCCUAAAACAAAAACAUAAUCUAAGAAGUCACUUCGCUGAUGUUGCAGUGCAUACGUCUAAUGUGAUUAUGCCAUGUCCUAUUUCUAUGAGAUCUAUAAAUAGUGAUGAAUGUAGUGCAGAAUCAAAUUGCAGUAGUGUGACACACUCCAGGGACCAAUCACCUUGCUUGACAAGCAUAAAUAAUCCAGAAUGUUCCAACUCUCAAAAGCCGUCUUCUUUAGCUCAGUGUCAAGAGAAAACAGAACCAAAACGAAAAGGAAGGGUAGAAAAUGUUUAA
Molecule: messenger RNA, 2616 nt
Organism: Macrosiphum euphorbiae (potato aphid)
Lineage: Eukaryota; Metazoa; Arthropoda; Insecta; Hemiptera; Aphididae
Source: the annotation of a GenBank genome assembly